UAUUUGUCGUCAGAGUAAUAGCACAUACAACAAUAUUAUGAUAGCCUCAACGAAACAUAGCACUAAUUAAAACAAGAAAGGCCUUCUUGUGUUUCCCGAUUCUGACACUGCUUCUCAUCUAUUCAAGUAGAGAAGUUGCAAUAGCAGAUCCACGUUUCCGUGCCACUGCUGCUAUGAAGUAGUGAACUCAACCACUGGUAGUUGUCAUAAUUCGCAGUAGUAACAGUUUAACAUGAAGCAAUGGAUUUGUCACCACUGUUCCUGGGAGAUACCGAAGCGCUCUCUCCACCACGCACGAGCAACACAGAUGUAGCCCUACAUAGAAAGCGCUUUCAUGUGGCACUGCCUUACGAGGAGCGCUUUGUCUCCCAGCCAACAGUAACCACCAACACGGGUGUAGCCACUACAACAACAACAAGCAACAUAGGUCAACAAUUUACCUUGUCUCACCAGCCAACAGUAACCACCAACACGGGUGUAGCCACUACAACAACAACAAGCAACAUAGGUCAACAAUUUACCUUGUCUCACCUGCUGGAGAGGCAAAAAGAAAUGUGA
Messenger RNA from Rhagoletis pomonella (apple maggot), 558 nucleotides. RefSeq lists its product as uncharacterized. The record is from RefSeq and is a predicted model, not a curated record. The transcript has 3 exons. NCBI's taxonomy places the organism in Eukaryota, Metazoa, Arthropoda, Insecta, Diptera, Tephritidae. The coding region runs from base 241 to 558 and encodes 105 amino acids.